AUGUGGGUGACAGACAGGCCUGUGGCUGUCUGGGACUUGGUGUGUGCUGGCACUGAGAACAAGCUGAGCUCCCUGUCUGACCUGGAGCAGCAGUACCGGGCCCUGCGCAAGUACUAUGAGAACUGUGAGGUGGUGAUGGGCAACCUGGAGAUCACCAGCAUCGAGCACAACAGGGACCUCUCCUUCCUGAGGUCCAUCCGAGAAGUCACGGGCUAUGUGUUGGUGGCUCUGAACCAGUUUGAGUACCUGCCCCUGGAGAACCUGCGCAUCGUUCGUGGCACCAAGCUCUACGAGGAGCGAUACGCUCUGGCCAUAUUCCUCAACUACAGGAAGGAUGGCAACUUUGGACUCAGGGAACUUGGCUUGAGGAACCUGACAGAGAUACUGAAUGGAGGGGUGUAUGUUGGCCAGAACAAAUUUCUGUGCUUUGCAGACACCAUUCACUGGCAAGACAUCGUGAGGAACCCCUGGGCCUCCAACUUCACUCUGGUUCCAACCAAUGGCAGCUCAGGAUGUGGUCGUUGCCACAAGUCCUGCACAGGACGGUGCUGGGGACCCACAGAGAAUCACUGCCAGACCUUGACCAAGACCGUGUGUGCAGAGCAGUGUGACGGGCGCUGCUACGGGCCCUAUGUCAGCGACUGCUGCCACCGCGAGUGCGCCGGGGGCUGCUCCGGACCCAAGGACACCGACUGCUUCGCCUGUAUGAAUUUCAAUGACAGCGGUGCUUGUGUCACACAGUGCCCCCAGACCUUUGUGUACAACCCCACCACCUUCCAGCUGGAGCACAAUCUCAAUGCCAAGUACACCUACGGGGCUUUCUGCGUCAAGAAGUGCCCACACAACUUUGUGGUAGAUUCCAGCUCUUGUGUCCGGGCAUGUCCGAGCUCCAAGAUGGAGGUUGAAGAAAAUGGCAUUAAGAUGUGCAAGCCCUGCACUGACAUUUGUCCUAAAGCAUGUGAUGGCAUUGGGACAGGGAGUUUGGUGUCAGCUCAGACAGUGGAUUCCAGCAACAUUGACAAGUUUGUAAACUGUACCAAGAUCAAUGGCAACCUCAUCUUCCUUGUCACUGGGAUUCAUGGAGACCCCUAUCACACGAUCGCUGCCAUCAAUCCAGAGAAAUUAAACAUCUUCCAAACAGUGAGAGAGAUAACAGGGUAUUUGAACAUACAGUCAUGGCCUGAGAAUAUGACAGACUUCAGGGUGUUUUCUAACUUGGUUACCAUUGGUGGCAGAGCUCUCUAUAGUGGCCUUUCCUUGCUCAUCCUAAAGCAACAAGGCAUCACCUCCCUGCAGUUCCAGUCCUUGAAGCAAAUCAGUGCUGGCAACAUCUACAUCACAGACAACAGCAACCUGUGCUACUACCACACUGUCAACUGGAGCAGCCUGUUCAGCACCCCCAGCCAAAAGACAGUGAUCCACAGGAACAAAAGGGCAGAGAACUGCACUGCUGAUGGCAUGGUGUGCAACGAGCUGUGCUCCAGUGAUGGCUGCUGGGGGCCGGGGCCGGACCAGUGCCUGUCCUGCAAGCGCUUCAUCCGCGGCAGGACCUGCAUCGACUCCUGCAACCUCUACGACGGGGAAUUCCGUGAGUUUGCAAACGGCUCCGUGUGCGUGGAGUGUGACCCCCAGUGUGAGAAGAUGGAGGAGAACAUGAUCACCUGCCACGGGCCGGGACCUGACCACUGCACAAAGUGUUUCCAUUUUAAGGAUGGCCCAAAUUGUGUGGAAAAAUGUCCUGAUGGCUUGCAGGGGGCCAACAGCUUCAUUUUCAAGUACGCCGACGAGGAUCGGGAGUGCCACCCGUGUCAUCCCAACUGCACCCAGGGGUGUAGAGGCCCAGCUAGUCAUGACUGCAUUUUCUAUCCAUGGACACGGCAGUCCGCCCUGCCCCAGCACGCUAGAACCCCCCUGAUUGCUGCUGGAGUCAUUGGUGGCCUCUUCAUCAUCGUCAUCAUGGGCCUGACGUUCGCCGUGUACGUGCGGCGCAAAAGCAUCAAGAAGAAGAGAGCGCUGCGAAGGUUCCUGGAGACUGAGCUGGUGGAACCCCUGACCCCGAGCGGCACGGCGCCCAACCAAGCCCAGCUCCGCAUCCUGAAGGAGACAGAGCUGAAGAGAGUCAAGGUCCUGGGCUCUGGUGCCUUUGGAACUGUGUACAAGGGGAUCUGGGUCCCUGAGGGAGAAACAGUAAAGAUUCCUGUGGCCAUUAAGAUCCUUAAUGAGACCACUGGCCCAAAAGCCAACGUGGAAUUCAUGGAUGAAGCUCUCAUCAUGGCCAGCAUGGACCACCCCCACCUGGUGAGACUCCUGGGCGUGUGCUUGAGCCCCACCAUCCAGCUGGUCACUCAGCUGAUGCCUCAUGGCUGCCUCCUGGAUUAUGUCCAUGAGCACAAGGAUAACAUUGGCUCCCAGCUCCUGCUGAACUGGUGUGUUCAGAUAGCCAAGGGGAUGAUGUACCUGGAAGAGAGGAGACUGGUCCACAGGGACCUGGCAGCCCGCAAUGUCCUGGUGAAAUCCCCAAACCACGUGAAAAUCACUGACUUUGGCUUGGCCAGGCUCCUGGAAGGGGAUGAAAAGGAGUACAAUGCUGAUGGGGGCAAGAUGCCAAUUAAGUGGAUGGCUCUGGAGUGCAUACACUACAGGAAAUUUACCCAUCAGAGUGAUGUGUGGAGCUAUGGAGUGACCAUCUGGGAGCUGAUGACCUUUGGUGGGAAGCCAUAUGAUGGAAUCCCAACUCGAGAGAUCCCCGACCUGCUGGAGAAGGGAGAGCGCCUGCCCCAGCCCCCAAUCUGCACUAUUGAUGUUUAUAUGGUGAUGGUCAAGUGCUGGAUGAUUGAUGCUGACAGUCGGCCAAAAUUCAAGGAGCUGGCUGCUGAAUUCUCCAGAAUGGCUCGAGACCCUCAGAGAUACCUGGUGAUCCAGGGAGAUGAUCGUAUGAAGCUCCCAAGCCCAAAUGACAGCAAGUUCUUCCAAAAUCUUCUUGAUGAGGAAGACCUGGAAGAUAUGAUGGAUGCUGAAGAGUAUCUCGUUCCUCAAGCCUUCAACAUUCCUCCUCCCAUCUACACCUCCAGGACAAGAAUUGAUUCCAACAGGAACCAGUUUGUGUACCGCGACGGCGGCUACACCGCCGAGGUGCCAAUGCCAUACAGGGCCCCGGGCUGCAUCCUUCCAGAAGCCCCAGCUGCUCAAGGGGCCACAGCAGAGAUCUUUGAAGACUCUUGCUGCAAUGGCACGAUGCAGAAACAGGUGGCAACCCUGGCAAAGGAGGACAGCAGCACCCAGAGGUACAGCGCCGACCCCACCGUCUUCAUUCCCGAGCGGGUGGCGCGGGGAGAGCUGGACGAGGACGGGUACAUGACACCGAUGAGAGACAAACCUAAAACAGAUUACCUAAACCCAGUGGAAGAGAACCCAUUUGUUUCCCGCCGGAAGAACGGAGAUCUCCAAGCUGUGGACAACCCCGAGUACCACAGUGCUCCCAACGGGCAGCCCAAAGCAGAGGACGAGUACGUGAACGAGCCCUUGUACCUCAACACCUUCGCCAACACCUUGGAGAACGCCGAGUACCUGAAGAACAAUUUGCCAGAGAAAGCCAAGAAGGCCUUUGACAACCCAGACUACUGGAACCACAGCCUGCCCCCACGGAGCACCCUCCAGCACCCGGACUACCUGCAAGAGUACAGCACAAAAUACUUUUACAAACAGAACGGACGGAUCCGGCCCAUAGUGGCAGAGAAUCCCGAAUACCUCUCUGAGUUCUCCCUGAAGCCUGGCACUGUGCUGCCCCCGCCGCCCUACAGACACCGCAACACCGUGGUGUAGUGGCUGUGCUCUCACUCAAGUGGAAAGGCAACCCCCUUCUAGCUGCCUCACUCUCGCUCCCCCUUUCUCCCUGCCCCUUCUCCCUCCCUCUCUUUCUCCCAUGAGCUUCCUCUUCUUGCCAGUUCACUCAUUUUUGAU
Haemorhous mexicanus (house finch) is the source of this 3960-nucleotide messenger RNA. It is a transcript of the gene ERBB4, whose product is annotated as erb-b2 receptor tyrosine kinase 4. The record is from RefSeq and is a predicted model, not a curated record. Gene Ontology annotation, molecular function: ATP binding; epidermal growth factor receptor binding; transmembrane receptor protein tyrosine kinase activity. NCBI's taxonomy places the organism in Eukaryota, Metazoa, Chordata, Aves, Passeriformes, Fringillidae. The transcript is spliced from 27 exons. Gene Ontology annotation, biological process: positive regulation of cell population proliferation; cell surface receptor protein tyrosine kinase signaling pathway; multicellular organism development. Bases 1 to 3822 code for a protein of 1273 amino acids. Gene Ontology annotation, cellular component: basal plasma membrane; signaling receptor complex.